This is a messenger RNA of Paramormyrops kingsleyae, 2460 nucleotides long. NCBI's taxonomy places the organism in Eukaryota, Metazoa, Chordata, Actinopteri, Osteoglossiformes, Mormyridae. The record is from RefSeq and is a predicted model, not a curated record.
GCCAUAUUUCGAUGAGAACAGAAGAAAAUGUUCCUCUUUGUCACACUGCACAUGUUACUGGAAUAAUGCUGUUAUUCUCCCCGGUGCACAAAUAAGUGUCCCAGGCAUGAGCUGUUACUGUACCAAUGGAAGUGUCACAUGUAUACCUACCAAGCCACUCAUAAUUAUUACUACACCAUCUGCAAGUGGGUCAACCACAAGUAUCACUGGACCAACUACAACUGGACCAACCACGACUAUCACUGGACCAACUACGACUGGGUCAACCACAAUUAUUCCUGGACCAACUACAACUGGACCAACUACAACUGGAUCAAUCACGACUAUCACUGGACCAACCACGACUAGGUCAACCACAACUAUCACUGGACCAACUACAACUGGGUCAACCACAAGUAGCGCUGAGCCAAUUAUAACUUGGUCCACAACGGCUGCCACUGGACCAACUACAACUGGACCAAACACGACUAUCAUUGGACCAACUCCAACUGGAUCAACCACGACUAUCAUUGGACCAACUCCAACUGGAUCAACCACAACUAUCACUGGACCAACUACGACUGGGUCAACCACAAGUAUCACUGGACCAACCACGACUAUCAUUGGACCAACUCCAACUGGAUCAACCACGACUAUCAUUGGACCAACUACAACUGGGUCAACCACAACUAUCACUGGACCAACUACGACUGGGUCAACCACAAGUAUCACUGGACCAACCACAACUGGACUAACCACGACUAUCAUUGGACCAACUACAAUUGGGUCAACCACAAUUCUUACUGGACCAACUACAACUGGACCAACCACGACUAUCACUGGACUAAAUACAACUGGAUCAACCACGACUAUUACUGGACCAACUAUAACUAGAUCAACCACAGCUAUCACUGGACCAACUACGACUGGGUCAACCACAACUGCCAUUGGACCAACUACAACUGGAUCAACCACGACUGUCACCAGACCAACUACAAUUGGGUCAACCACAAUUAUUACUGGACCAACUAUGACUGAGUCAACCACAACUGCCACUGGGACAACUACAAUUGGGUUAGCCACAAUUAUUAUUGGACCAACUACAACUGGGUCAACCACAAGUAUUUCUGAGCCAAUUACAACUGGGUCCACAACGGCUGCCACUGGACCAACUACGACUGGGUCAACCACAACUGCUACUGGACCAACUACAACUGGACCAACCACGACUAUCACUGCACCAACUACAACUGGAUCAACCACGACUAUCACUAGACCAACUACAAUUGGGUCAACCACAAGUAUCACUGGACCAGCUACAACUGGACCAACCACAAGUGGAUCAACCACAGUCAUCACUGGACCAGCCACAAGUGGAUCAACCACGACUCUCACUGGAUCACCUACAACUGUGUCAACCACAACUGCCACUGGACCAACUACGACUGGGUCAACCACAACUACCACUGUACUGACUUCAUCUAGGUCAACCCCGAUUGUCACUGGAUCAACUACAACUAGGUCAACCACAAGUGUCACUGAACCAUUUUGCUCCUGUCCAGUACCAAAGGUACCGCAGUGUGAUGGUGGCAAGUUAAUGAAUGUGUCUAAUGGGUGCUGCUGGACUAUGAAAUGUGAAUGUCCAACCACGUGUCCAGAAAAUCCUUCUUGUUCUGGUGGAGAACUCAAAUGGUCCUUUGACGGGUGCUGCAACACAGCAACUUGUGUUUGCCCCCCCUGUCCAGAAACUACAAAACCACAGUGUCCCAGAGGACUGCUAAGGAAUAUCUCUGAUGAUUGCUGCAGCAGAUGGACUUGUGAUUGUCAGUGUGAUCUCUAUGGAGAUCCCCACUACAUCACCUUCCAAGGCACAGCAUAUGACAGCUAUGACAACUGCACUUAUAUCCUGGUGAAGGAGAAGGUGCCACGAUAUAAUUUCCUCGUUGCUGUGGACAACUACCUAGUUAAAUAUUACAAGGGCUCAUUUGUUAAGGGCGUCAUAGUGCAAUAUAUGAAUUCCAGUGCCACCUUAUAUGUAAAUGGAAACAAAAUCCAGUGCCAACUCAACAACAAGAAAAUAGUGCCACCUUACGAAGAUCAGGGGAUGAGAUUUGAGAAAACUGGUUACAAGGUUUUACUGUAUAUUAACAAAAUUCGCUCCAGUGUCUCCAUCUCAGUAAACAGUGACCUAACUGUUACCUUGGCAAUGGAAAACUUUGAGCAUAAUACUGAAGGACAGUGUGGUGUUUGUGCUGGAGCGUCUUGUGUGCGCAGGGAUGGCACGGUCGAGGACGACACGUGCUGUGGACUGACGUCUUCAUCAUGGGUGUAUAACGAUCCCGCAAAGCCUUACUGUAAACCCAAAGACCUUCCUUGUUCGCCUAUUCCUACCAGUCCCAUCUGUCUACCUGACCCUUCAGCUAUGAAGCUCUGUGAUAUCAUUGAUGACAGGUAAGCCAUUUGUCAUUACUGCAUAAAACA